CCGAGGUCCCUCUACCGUCAUAUUUUCAAAUCUUCCGAUACGCAACGACAUGGGAGCGAACCGUGACAAUAAUAGGUGCUUUAUUGGGCGCGGUCGGUGGAUGCUGCAGUUGUGUUCCCGUGCUGCAAUUUGGUGAAAUGAUGACGACCUUUGUAGAGCGCUCUGUUGAUAACGGUCAAGUAUCCAGUUACCUACCAAUGACCACGUUUUUUGGAGGUGGAAGAAGAUUAAUAAACGCCACGUUUGAAGAAAGAAUGGAAGCGCUAGUUGAAGAUGGUAUAGCUUUAGCUAUUGGCACUUGUACUAUCUAUAGUAUCUGCAUGUUGAUAGUCGUUACUUCAGUUGCUAUGGUCAAUUGGAGCGCCUUAAAACAGAUUAUUCGUAUUCGAAGGAUAUUUUUUAAAUCUGUCCUUCGACAAGACAUGGCUUGGUUCGACACAGAAAAUGAUUUCAACUUUGCUUCAAAAAUGUCAGAGGAUAUGGUGAAAUUAAAAGAUGGAAUGGGUGACAAAUUAUCAGUUGUAGCCAAUUUAAUCGGAGGUUCCAUCUACUGUUUAGUUCAAGUUUUCCCUUUAGGCUGGGAGCUCUCAUUGGCUUGUAGCUCUUUGGUGCCUUUUAGUAUUGUUGCCACAAUUGCUCUAACUAAAUACCAAACAAGGUCGUCUGCAAAGGAAUCAGAAGCUUACAAUACAGUGGGACAACAUGCUGAGGAAGUAUUAAAAUCAAUUAAAACAGUAGUAGCCUUCGGUGGUGAAGAUAAAGAAAUACAAAGAUACAGAAAUUUGUUGGAACCUGCUGAAAGAUUCGGACGUAAACGCGGUCUGUGCACUGGUUUGGGAAAUGGUUUCAACUGUAUGCUCACCUUCUCUCUUAAUACAAUUGUGCUCAUGUACGGCACCAGACUCGUUGUCGAAGAUUUUGCUAAGCCCACGGAUGAAAAGAGAUACAUACCUGGAGACAUUAUUACUAUACUAUUUAGCGUAUACUCCUCAAUACAUAUGAUGACAAUGAGUGUUCCUCAUAUGGAAGCAUUUGCUUUCGCUCGGGGAGCAGCAGCCAGUAUUUUUAAACUUAUGGACCAAGAACCUGCUAUUGACAGUCUUAACGAGGACGGUAAAGUUCCGGAAGAAGGAUCUCAAGGAGAAAUCAUAUUUAAAGACGUAACCUUUAGUUAUCCCUCUCGACCAGAUGUUAAGGUGCUGGACAAAUUUUCUCUUUAUAUAAAGGCAGGAGAGUCUGUGGCGUUAGUUGGAUCAUCGGGAUGUGGAAAAUCUACAGUACUACAACUGAUUCAGAGAUUGUAUGAUCCUAGCUCAGGAUCUGUCACAUUUGAUGGCGAAGAUACAAAAAUUUUGAACUUAAGAUGGUUGAGGUCUAAAUUAGGAGUAGUAGGACAAGAACCAGUGUUAUUCAAAGGCACAAUCAGUGAGAAUAUAUCAAUUGCGGACUCGGAAGCUACAAGAGACGAAAUCCAAAGAGUGGCAGAAAUGGCUUAUGCUCACGAAUUUAUUACUAAAUUGCCCGAUGGUUAUGACACCGAGAUCGGCGAACAAGGAACGUCGCUUUCUGGAGGGCAAAAGCAACGAAUCGCUAUUGCGCGAGCGUUACUUCGAAAUCCAAUAUUGCUAUUAAUGGAUGAGGCUACGUCAGCUCUGGAUUCACAAUCUGAACGAACGGUUCAAGCUGCCUUAAACAGAGCUAGUAUAGGAAGAACAACAAUAGUCGUUUCUCACAGGCUGUCAACCAUUGUAAACGCACACCGUAUUAUUUGCAUAGAUCAUGGAAAAGUAGUAGAAGAAGGGACACAUGAAGCCCUGAUGAAUGCUAAAGGCCGUUACUAUGAACUUGUAACAACGGGCAACAGAGAUCAAGAACCAGAAACUGUAUCUAUAAAGGAAAACAGUCACGAAGAACUGAUUGCGAAGAAUAUAGAUACAACACGCGAACCCCAAGAACCUUCGAAAAGAAAAUCAACAGAAAAAUUUCCAUACAAUCGUAACAAAAGAGCCUCAUCUGAUUCGAGAAUUUCUAUUUCGUCAGCUAUUGUAUCAGCUGGUUUGCGGCGGCAUGAAUCUACAGCUGACAUGGAACUUAAAGAAAAAUUAAUAGAGCACGAAGAGGAAAUAAAACCCCUAAACGAUUGGGAACUUUUAAAACUAAACGCACCUGAAUGGCUGUAUUUGGUCAUCGGCUCUAUUAGUGCUUUUGCGCAAGGUUCAUGUUAUCCAAUAUCUGCAUUUUUGCUGGCCUAUGCUUAUGGGAUAUAUGCUUUACCAAACCCUAAUGAUAUAAUAUAUCUGGGAGAUUUUUAUGGCGUUGUGUUCAUUGUAGUAUCAGUAAUGGCUGGAGCAUCCAUGUGCUUGCAAAGUUUUGCUUUCACUACUUCCGGCCUUAAAAUGACCACAAGGCUACGAUAUCAAUAUUUUUCCAGUUUAUUGAGACAGGAGAUAGGGUACUUUGACAAACCAACCAACACAGUGGGUGCAAUGUGUGCACGAUUGAGUGGCGAUGCAGCUGAAAUACAGGGUGCCACUGGGCUGCGCGUCGGUAUAAUAUUGCAAGGAAUUAGCUCAACUUUCAUAGGAUUUGUUAUGAGCAUAUCCUACAGUUGGAAACUUACCCUUGUCGGACUAGCCGUCUUACCAUUGUUAGUGGGUUGUGUAUGGUUGGAAUCUGUCUCCGCUGAACAAUCUCAAGCCGCCGAACGUACCGCCUUAGAAUCAGCGACCUCCAUAGCUACAGAAGCCAUUGUUAGUGUUAGAACUGUGCAGAGUUUAGGUAUUGAGAAAGUAUUCAUGAAGAAAUUCGACGAUGCCCUUGAAAACUCUCGUAAAGCUCUAUCUAAGAAGACACGAUGGCGCGGAUUAGUUAUGUCCUUGGGCAACUUCUUUCCUGGCUUCACUUACACAAGUGCAACAGUCUAUGGUGCUACCUUAGUAGCUUAUGAAGGAUUAGAGUACAAAACUGUAUUUCUAGUAAAUGAAGCUUUAAUGUAUGGAGCAUUCAUGUUAAGCCAGUCAUUAUUGUUAUCACCGAACUACCGAUCCACUAAGACUUGUGGUGCUCGUAUUUUGCAUCUCAUUAACAGAGAUCCUAAAGUCAAGACUGAACCUGGAGUGAGAGACAAAGAGGAUUGGACAGCGACAGGAAGUUUCAGUAUAAAGGAUGUAAAAUUCAACUACCCCACACGCCCACACGUAGCAGUUCUCCAAGGAUUAGAUCUGAAAGUAGAAGCUGGUAAAACAGUUGCUUUAGUCGGAUCUUCUGGUUGCGGCAAAUCUACUAUACUCCAGCUUAUGCAACGGUACUACGAUCCUGCCAGUGGUAAAAUUGAACUAGAUGAUUUUGAUACUCGUACGUGCUUAACGCUGCCACGAUUACGACGUCAGCAGGGUGUAGUGCAACAACAGCCAGUGCUAUUUGAUCGCACGUUAGCUGAAAAUAUAUCUUAUGGUGACAAUACCCGCGAAAUUACUAUGAAUGAAAUAGUUCAAGCUGCCGAAGCUGCCAAUAUUCACAACUUCAUCGUGUCUUUGCCUAAGGGCUACGAGACAAACGUGGGCUCAAGCGGUGCACAACUAUCAGGUGGCCAGAAACAGCGAGUAUGUAUCGCCCGCGCCUUAAUCCGUUCACCUCAUCUUUUACUACUGGAUGAAGCCACUUCUGCAUUAGAUGCUAAUAGCGAACGGGUCGUAACGGAAGCUCUGGAAACUGCAGCACAAGGAAGAACAUGCAUUACUAUCGCCCAUAGACUAUCUACAAUAAAGGACGCUGACUUAAUUUUUGUUAUAGACAAAGGGCGGAUUGUGGAGCACGGAACACAUUAUGAGUUACUUCAGCAAAAUGGCAUAUACUGGCAAAUGUGUAAACAACAAAGGGUGUCCUGAAGAACAUCCUUACCAUCGCUAUAGAAAAAUCUUCGCCUAACG
This is a messenger RNA of Hyposmocoma kahamanoa, 3929 nucleotides long. Its product is annotated as multidrug resistance protein homolog 49-like. The record is from RefSeq and is a predicted model, not a curated record. NCBI's taxonomy places the organism in Eukaryota, Metazoa, Arthropoda, Insecta, Lepidoptera, Cosmopterigidae. Gene Ontology annotation, molecular function: ATP hydrolysis activity; ATP binding; ABC-type transporter activity. Gene Ontology annotation, biological process: transmembrane transport. Bases 138 to 3887 code for a protein of 1249 amino acids. Gene Ontology annotation, cellular component: membrane. The transcript has 25 exons.